CAGGAACCACCAGGCUUCCCAGCAAUGCAGGAAGCAGAUGACAGCCCUCCCAAAUAUUGUCAUACAACAGAAGACCCACAGCAGGGCAGAGAGGAACCUCACGAAAGCAGCCCAGAAGCUCAUGGGGCAAUACAAAAUUUUGGCAAAGAAGACCAUGCACUGAAAACAGAUUUAGAUGGCAAAGAAGAGAAAGGUGUGUGUCUAAAUACAGCGAGAAUCAGGGAGAAUUCAAAAACACCAGGAAAUUAUAAAGAGAAACCUGACACAGCAGAGAAGGAGUGGAAGUUCCACAUGACUGAGAAAAAGGACAUGGAUCAUCAUGCAGCAACCCAGGAAAAAUAUGAAAGCAAAGACUCUUUAGCUUUGGGCCCUGGAAUUUCCAAAGAAACUUUGCAAGAGUUGAAAAAGCUGUUGAGAGAAAGCCCAGUGCUGAGUACCAGGGUUAGGAACAGUGGCAAAUCUAGAAGUCCCUCUUCCCAUACACUUCCACUGAAGUCUAGUGAUAAUCAAAGGAGCUACAUGGAAACGUUUCACCCUCAUUUAAGAGGAGGUGAUCAGAAAGCCCUCUCUGGGCGCAAGCCAGGAGCAGGGCUAGCCGGGAAGCCACCACUGCUGCACAGCUCUGCUGGGUUGGAUAAGCAGCCAUCCGAAAGCGAAGAUAUGGACCAUUCUCCUGGGAGGCAACAGACACAUUCCCCCAAUGCAGGCAGUGCUUCAGAAACUAAAUUUGAGCCCACAUCUGGUAAGGAACACGGCAGAGAUCCCAGUGUAAAGAACAUCCCCCUUCACUUGGUCUCUGAGAUUGAGCGCAUUAAAGAACAGAUGUCCAGAGACAAUGUACGUUUUGUCAGGUUUGAAGCAGCUGACCUUCAUGGUGUGUCAAGAUCAAAGAGCAUCCCGUCUCGUUUAUUCCGGGCCAAAGCAAUCCAUGGUGUUGCCAUGCCCAGGGGUUACCUUGAACUUACUCUGAAUCCCAAGGAUAAUGAAAUAAACCAUAUAAGCGCCAGCAAUUUCAACUGUGACAUAAUCCUGAGUCCUGAAUUAUCAACGUUUCGGGUUUUGCCAUGGACUGAAGACACUGCUAGAGUGAUCUGUGAUUCCUUCGCUGUAACCGGCAACCCUUUGUUGACUUCCCCCAGGCACAUUGCCAAACAACAGCUGGGGCAACUCCAAGACCACGGCUUUGCCCUGCGUUCUGCCUUCACUUACGAGUUCUGCAUUUAUGGCAUUGCCGAAAUCAUCAAUUCAAAGACGAUCACUUUCCCCACUACAACCAUACUCAAUAACCAAGACCAGUGUUUCAUUCAGGAACUCAUUGACGGGAUGUAUCAUGCCGGGGCAAACAUUGAGAGUUUCUCAUCUUCCACAGGACCUGGCCAAAUGGAGAUCUCUUUUCAGCCAGAGUUUGGCCUCAGUGCAGCCGACAGUGCCUUCACCUUCCGCACCGGCAUUAAAGAAGUGGCCAAAAAGUAUAAUUACAUUGCCAGCUUUUUCACCGAGAAUGGAUUUUGCAACUCAGGCAUCCUCUCCCAUAGCCUUUGGGAUAUCACUGGGCAGAAUAAUUUGUUUUCUUCUGGUUCCGGAGCCCCCGAAUUCACCGACAUAGGGAAGAACUGGCUUGCUGGGUUAUUGGUACAUUCUGCAGCUCUGAGCUGCUUGAUGGCUCCAACCAUCGGCUGCCGUAAACGCUACAAUGUGUACCGCAAGGAUUCCAAGGAGAUGGUGACUGUGAAGUGGGCAUGGAAUGAUAACAGCUGUGCAUUUAAUGUCAAAAGUCAUGGCGAGAAAGGAACUCGGAUUGAAAGCAGGCUAGGUUCAGCAAUGGCAAACCCUUACUUGGUUCUGUCUGCUACUAUCGCUGCUGGUCUGGAUGGCAUAAGGAGAGGGCUCAGUUUCCAGGAGGCAUCAGAGGAGAUCCAGAGCACUGCUCAGUUCAAAGUUGCAACAAUCCCGCUGAAACUGGAAGAUGCUCUCAUUGCACUUCAGGAAGACGAGUGCAUCCGGGAAGCCCUAGGUAACACCUUUGUCCGGUAUUUCAUCGCUAUGAAACAGUAUGAGAUGGAAAAUGAAGAGAUGGAUGUGGAAAGGAAUAAAUUUUUAGAAUAUUUUAUCUAGCACAAGUGCAUGACAUUUUGAGAGCCACUGUAGUGUUGUGGCUAAGAGCCUGAGCUAUGGAUCAAGAAGUUUCCAGUUUGAAUCCCAUCUCUGUCAUGAACUCACGGGGCAGUCUUAAGCAAACUGCUCUCUCUCAGCCUCAGUCCUCUCAUCUGCAGCAUGGGGAAUAAUAAAAUUGACCUACCUUACAGAGUUAUUGUAAGGAUCACACCCAGAUAAUGCAAGUGCAUUACUCUGAACACUUGUUAAAUGCUAUACA
Lacerta agilis (Sand lizard) is the source of this 2374-nucleotide messenger RNA. It is a transcript of the gene LGSN, whose product is annotated as lengsin, lens protein with glutamine synthetase domain. Bases 25 to 2115 code for a protein of 696 amino acids. NCBI's taxonomy places the organism in Eukaryota, Metazoa, Chordata, Lepidosauria, Squamata, Lacertidae. Gene Ontology annotation, cellular component: cytoplasm; membrane. Gene Ontology annotation, molecular function: glutamine synthetase activity. The transcript has 3 exons. The record is from RefSeq and is a predicted model, not a curated record.